Leptopilina boulardi is the source of this 845-nucleotide messenger RNA. Its product is annotated as 60S ribosomal protein L10. NCBI's taxonomy places the organism in Eukaryota, Metazoa, Arthropoda, Insecta, Hymenoptera, Figitidae. The record is from RefSeq and is a predicted model, not a curated record. The coding region runs from base 131 to 787 and encodes 218 amino acids. The transcript has 4 exons. Gene Ontology annotation, cellular component: cytosolic large ribosomal subunit; ribosome. Gene Ontology annotation, biological process: translation; ribosomal large subunit assembly. Gene Ontology annotation, molecular function: structural constituent of ribosome.
AAUAAGUGUUGUGAACGUAACUUUACUGUUUUACUAACCCAACCUUGAUUCCAAGUUCCAACCCAUUCCAUUCAUUCUUGCAAGUUCCGUUUCUUUUUCGUCAACCCACGCUUGACAAGAAUUGUCAAAAAUGGGUCGCCGACCGGCAAGAUGUUAUCGGUAUUGCAAGAACAAGCCAUACCCAAAAUCACGUUUCUGUCGUGGUGUUCCCGAUCCUAAAAUUCGAAUUUUCGAUUUGGGAAAGAAGAAAGCAUCCGUUGAGGACUUUCCACUUUGCGUUCAUUUAGUUUCGGAUGAAUAUGAACAAUUAAGCUCCGAAGCACUUGAGGCAGGAAGAAUUUGUGCCAACAAAUAUAUGGUCAAGAAUUGUGGUAAAGAUCAAUUCCACAUUAGAAUGCGAUUGCAUCCAUUCCACGUUAUUCGAAUCAACAAAAUGUUGUCAUGUGCCGGAGCUGAUAGGCUUCAAACUGGAAUGAGAGGUGCUUUUGGAAAACCGCAGGGAACAGUUGCUCGUGUUCAUAUUGGCCAGCCAAUAAUGAGUGUUCGUUCUUCCGAUCGUUAUAAGGCACAAGUUAUCGAGGCAUUGCGUCGUGCAAAAUUCAAGUUUCCCGGUAGGCAAAAAAUUUAUGUCUCAAAAAAAUGGGGUUUCACUAAAUAUGAACGCGCCGAAUAUGAGGAUUUAAAAACAAAUGGCCGUCUUGCACCCGAUGGAUGUAAUGUGAAAUAUCUACCAGAACAUGGUCCACUUGCUGCAUGGAAGAAAUUCCGUCAAAUACUAUCUGAAUAAGUAUAAAUAAUUAUUUGUAUUUUUUCAAUAUCAAUAAAAGUGAAAUCUUUUUAUCUCA